Molecule: messenger RNA, 1648 nt
Organism: Aedes aegypti (yellow fever mosquito)
Lineage: Eukaryota; Metazoa; Arthropoda; Insecta; Diptera; Culicidae
Exons: 6
Coding region: 298-1494 (398 amino acids)
Source: RefSeq, a predicted model, not a curated record
GAAGCACAAGGCCCUGUGCUUUCGGUGGUUCCGCAACAGUGGGUGAAAAGUGACGGGUUGUUGUGGCCAAACAAAAAUGCUGCAUCGCUUUCGAAAGACGCCUCAUCGAAGCCAGCAGCUUCAUGGACAAAAUUUCCCUGCAUCGUAAAGAAAAGGAAUAUUCCCUCCUACGAGCAGGCCCAGCAGGAAGCAGCGGACCUUUCAGGGCAAUCGACUGAUACUUCCGAUUUUGCAUCUCGGAAGAAGCAAAAAAAAAAACAAAAGCGUGAAGCCACAACGGGAUAUGAUUUUAAUCAUAUGUUAAGUCAAGCAGAUCCGUCCAUUGCUAAUCAGUCGCAAUCCGUGAUCAACAAAAACCAGCCGAUGGUUCCAAAGCCUCUUUCUGUAGUAUCGCGAAUAGUACCCGGCAAGACAUCACAACGACCACUCCAGCAGAAUCCUGUCGAGCAAGAACAGCUGCAGAUCAUCACAUCUGUAAUUCCAGUCGGAUCCAGCAUUCCAGUCGCUUCUUCUAUUACGGUUGCCGAAGUUGGCAACAUGCAACAAGUAAUCGAUCAAUCUGAGGUGUCCCUGCUCAGCGGAUCAGAGGUUGCCGUUUUGUUGGAAAAUGCUCAAGAAAUAGGACAGAACACGCCAGCUUCACAUGAGGAAAUCAGCUACCAUGCUGAAUAUAUGGCUAAUGAAGGACAGCUACCGAUCGGAAACUUGGAAAACAAUAUCAUCCAAGUGAUCUCAGAGAAAAUCGAGAAGGCGAGUGAUUGUAUUAUCCAUGCCAUUACAAGUAAAAUUGAGGCAUCUCUCGCCAAAUCUGUUGCGGCAAUAAAAAGCGACUUUGAUCUGAAGAUGCAAGCAGCCCUGCGUGUCCGACACGAAAAUACAGAAAUGGAUCCGAAAUUCAAAUUUUCGCCGGUAGCAACUGCAGAAGAAAUCAGGCAACUGGAAACGGAUUUGGCUGAUGAAUCCAAUCAGAACAAACUUAUAAAUUACAUGCGGAAAAUCAUUGGCCCGAACGGAGACACUUGUAACGGUCAAAACAUGUCUUACUUACUCGUGGAUUGCUUGUUCGAACGACAAGUUCUGAUUAAUUGCUCCUGGAGUGGAGGAAGCAAAUCGAAUCUUCCAAAAUUUGCAAUGAAAGAUUGCAAAAAUAUAUUGGAUGUGUUCUUUACAAUUGUCCACAACGUAAAUCCUACAUUUUCGGUAAAAUUACUGGAGGACUUUUUCAAACAGAUUUUGCGAAACGCAAAAACUCGCUGUCAAGCAAAGGGAUUGCGACAAUCUACAAUCCAUCGACGGGUAAAAAAAGGAAAAAAGCAUGCUCGAGAUGAAAAUCUUGACUACCGUGAUGAUCAUAUUUCAACACAUGGAUUGAAGCACGAGUCUAUCGACCUUGAUGUUUCCGACAAUCAAGACCAGGAUGAAUCAGAGGUGGACAUUGAUGAUGAAAACGACAAAGAAAACAUCAUGGAAGACGAAGACAGCUUCGAUGAAUGAUUGAUAGCGCUUUUUGAUCUUCGGCUAUUAAAACUUAACUCUAUUUAUGUGACCUAAUCUUCCAUUGUUAUGUGAAUUGACGGAAACAAUUUUUCAUUUAGUUUCUUGUAUUUUUUAUAUCUAUCUUUAUUAAACCAUACUGAAUAUCAAUCUA